AGUCAUACCUAGCUGCUCCGGCUGCCAUCGCCUGGGACUCUCCCUGCAGACACUGCACGUCCGUCCUCAGCACUUGGAUUUCUACGGCGCCCAGGGCCAGAUUUCCAAAGACUUCCAGGUCCCAGACCCCGGCAGACGCGGAACGAUGGCCUCCAUGGGGCUGCAGGUGAUGGGCAUCGCGCUGGCCGUGCUGGGCUGGCUGGGCGCCAUCCUGAGCUGCGCGCUGCCCAUGUGGCGGGUCACGGCCUUCAUCGGCAGCAACAUCGUCACGUCGCAGACCAUCUGGGAGGGCCUGUGGAUGAACUGCGUGGUGCAGAGCACCGGCCAGAUGCAGUGCAAGGUGUACGACUCCAUGCUGGCGCUGCCGCAGGACCUGCAGGCGGCCCGCGCCCUCAUCGUCAUCUGCGUCGUGGUGGCUGUGAUCGGCGUGCUGCUGUCCGUGAUGGGCGGCAAGUGCACCAACUGCGUGGAGGACGAGAGCGCCAAGGCCAAGAUCAUGAUCGUGGCGGGCGUGGUGUUCAUCCUGGCGGGCCUGCUGGUGAUGGUGCCCGUGUCCUGGACGGCCAACACCAUCAUCCGGGACUUCUACAACCCGCUGGUGGCCGCCGGCCAGAAGCGGGAGAUCGGGGCCUCGCUCUACGUGGGCUGGGCGGCCGCCGGCCUGAUGAUGCUGGGGGGAGGCCUGCUCUGCUGCAACUGCCCGCCCCGCGCCGACAAACCCUACUCCGCCAAGUACUCCGCUGCCCGCUCCGCCCCCGCCAGCAACUACGUGUAAGGUGCCGCGGCUCAACGCUGUUGACUUUGUUUCUCCCUGGACUGAGCUCAGCGCAGCUUGUAAGCCCCAGGAUGGCCCUGCCGUGGCCCGCCGCAGGCUGCUGGGGGGGGGUGGGCCAGCAGGGACUGAGACAGGACACUGGCCCGCAGCCCUCAGCCCCUUCUGGCCCUCUGGGAUACCUUCCCAAGGCCUCCUCUACACCAGGAUGGACUGAAAGACUUCCUAGCCACCUUCCUCUGCAAGGAUAUGGACGCUCCUAGCCACCUUCCUCUGAAUGGAUGUGGACACGGGGGCCGGGGGGUUUUCAGCCAACGGGCAUGGCAGUGGAGCGGGGAGCUGACUCUUGCUGGCCAGGACGGCUCAGCCUGACUCUACUUGGGAUCUCUGACCGGGUGCCCUGCCAGCGCCUGUGUUGUUGGCCUCUGUUCUUUGAUCAUCCCCACUCCCUCCAAGUGCCUUCUGUGGAAACCUUGUGGCUAUGAGAAUGGCUGGGGCCUCACCCACCCGCCUGCCUGUGGAGCAGAGUUGAC
Messenger RNA from Pipistrellus kuhlii (Kuhl's pipistrelle), 1305 nucleotides. RefSeq names its product claudin 4 (gene CLDN4). Gene Ontology annotation, cellular component: bicellular tight junction; plasma membrane. NCBI's taxonomy places the organism in Eukaryota, Metazoa, Chordata, Mammalia, Chiroptera, Vespertilionidae. The transcript has a single exon. Gene Ontology annotation, biological process: bicellular tight junction assembly; cell adhesion. The coding region runs from base 146 to 775 and encodes 209 amino acids. The record is from RefSeq and is a predicted model, not a curated record. Gene Ontology annotation, molecular function: structural molecule activity.